GUUGUAAUACCAGCUGCUCGGCAGGGGAUUAAGGCAAUGGCACUAUACCACAAGAUUCACUCGAAAAGUAUUCUGUUCGCGUUAUUGCUAAUUUUCUUGCUGCCAUGUACAUAUGGUGAGAAUUAUGAUGUUUUCGAAGACGAAGCUGAAAUAGCAUCAGAUAACAAACUAAUCGAUAUAUCAUCAGAAAACGAAGGUGACGAGCCAUCAGAAAACAAAUUUUUAAGAAUAGGAGAUGUGUACCGAGCAGAUUUUGGACCAUGGCGAGUGACACCAACACCCAGAAUUGAUGUUAGCCUCAUUUCAAAAUCAACAGCUGCUAGAGAACAGAUUUCUUCAACGAAACCAAGGCGAAUAAAGGCAACACCAUCAGCGGUCUUCCUGACCGUUCAACAAACACCAACAAGAAAAACACCAACACCACCACGACAAACAACGCGUUUUGUCUUCCGUACAACCCGACGUAUCAGGCAAUAUCGCACUACCAGGCGACCAUUGAGUUUUACAUCAAGACGACCUCGAAGCACGUCAAGACCACAAAAUUUACAGAUCAAUCAGCUGAUUUUGUCGUGGAAACAGUCCCGCUGAAUAACCCUAAUAUACGACUCAAGAACUUGCUAUAUGACUCAUUAACUUGUAGAAACAUCCGUGCAUGCAUGCAUGGUUUAAACAUAUUAUCAAUAAAAAUAUGCGCAUGCAUGCCUCAUCAAUAGAAAUAAAAUACGAAUACGUAUAUUUUUUCUUACUGUUUCUACCUAUACUUUCUUUUUCUCGUAUCAAUUUCUGAAGUUUGAUCUCGACGCAUAUUAUAUGAUUCAGAUUAUAAAUUUGAAAUUAUAUCGCGGUAUUUAAGCAUUUGCAAAAAGGUAAACAUUUUAACGUAUUAUAUAGUCGGUAAACUAUAGGUAACGACAUUUUAGUUCGAGACGAAAACUAAUCAUUUUACUAAAUGAAAUAUCAUAUUUUACUCAUGACUUACAGUAAUUGUUGAGGAAUUCUGAACGUCAGAAAGCUUUCGCCCAUCAUAUCCACAAACUUCACCUCUGUACCCAAGCUAAAAAGUAUCGAAUUGACUUUUCAACCCAUUAUGAUGACGCGAUCUUUCGUUGCAGUAA
Molecule: messenger RNA, 1115 nt
Organism: Dendronephthya gigantea
Lineage: Eukaryota; Metazoa; Cnidaria; Anthozoa; Malacalcyonacea; Nephtheidae
Exons: 2
Coding region: 37-588 (183 amino acids)
Source: RefSeq, a predicted model, not a curated record